Messenger RNA from Eucalyptus grandis, 2473 nucleotides. RefSeq names its product ABSCISIC ACID-INSENSITIVE 5-like protein 2. The coding region runs from base 970 to 1974 and encodes 334 amino acids. Gene Ontology annotation, cellular component: nucleus. Gene Ontology annotation, molecular function: DNA-binding transcription factor activity. Lineage: Eukaryota; Viridiplantae; Streptophyta; Magnoliopsida; Myrtales; Myrtaceae. The record is from RefSeq and is a predicted model, not a curated record. The transcript has 3 exons. Gene Ontology annotation, biological process: positive regulation of DNA-templated transcription.
UCGCGAACGCAAUACCAGCCAUUUGGGGAUAGUUCGAGGUUUUCCCUUCCAGACUGUUUGGUUGGGGGUGUCCUCUUCUUCUUGCUUUUUGCCCUCUGUUCUCUUUCGAUCGAUUCUGCUCUCGGCUCUUGUUAAGUAAUUAAUUAAAGAAAUUCUAAAAUUCUCAAUCUAUCAACCCUUCUCUAACGUGUAAUUUAUAUUAGCAAUUUUUAAAUUACCAUUAAUUUAACAUAUAUUUAGAGACGGCAUCGCCCUGGCGAUCCUCUGUUCCUCGGCGCUUUCUGGAAAGAUUUCUUCUUUUUCCUACCUCUUUCUUUUGCUUUGGGCAAGUUCCGGUUCUUCUUUCUAAAAAGCUUUUGAUUUUUUUUUUUCUGCCUUUCGUCACUGUUACUCUGUUAAAAAGCUCCCCCUUUUCCUCUCACGCAUCUGGAGCUCCAUCUUCGCUUCUCCAUUUUUCUUUUUCCUUCUGAGGUAUUUUAAAAGACAGUGGGGGAAUAAAUUCCAUCUACAUGUACGAGGAUUCCGGCUUAAAAUAUUUGGGACAACACUCUUUCUCUCUCCUUCUGGCGUUUCAAGAUUUCACCUGCCAUUCGCUCACUGGUCGCCAUUGAUAGGAACUCUGUGCAAGUUUCCCUUUUGUUUUUUUCUCUCUCUCUUUCUCUCUGUUUCUGGGGUUUCAAGAUUUCACCUGCCAUUCAUCCACUGGUCGCCAUUGAUAGGAAAUCUGUGCAAAUUUUCGUUUUUUUUUUUUUUUUUUUUUUUUUGUUCUCUCUCUUUCUCUCUCUCUUGGGAGCUGCUUUUUGCUUGCCGGAGCUGAACUGGAUCUCAAGAUCACUCCUUUUCCGUUCCGACGCCAUCGCCGCUCCAGAUUCACAAAAGGGUGUGCGCCGAUUUGUUGUCGGAUCCGGAGCAUGUGAAGCAAUGCCCUCAAAUCAUACGUAUUAGGCCUCGCAAUUUGGUUCCCUGAAAAUGGGAUCUCAAGUCGGUGGUUUUGGUGGCGGCAUCGGCGGCGAGACCGCAGGGCGGCCGCUGUCGAGGCAAGGGUCUCUCUAUGGCCUCACGCUCGAUGAGGUCCAGAACCAACUGGGGGGUAUGGGGAAGCCACUGGGGAGCAUGAAUCUUGACGAGCUUCUCAAGAGCGUGUGGAGUGUGGAGGCCAAUCAAGGCCUGAAUAUGGGCGCUGCCGAGCCCGAGAGCACGCAAUCCGGCCUAUUCGCUCCGCUGCAGAAGCAGCCGAGCUUCACACUCUCGAGGGCUCUUAGCAAGAAGACUGUUGAUGAGGUGUGGAAAGAUAUUCAACAGGGCGAGAUUGAUGAUGGUAGUAAUAAGAGCAAGAAGAAGAAGAAGGAUAGCGGUCUUGGUGACCGAGAUGCAAAGCCUUCCUUGGGUGAGAUGACACUUGAGGACUUCUUGCACAAGGCAGGAGUGGUGGCUGAAUCUCCUGUGAUCAACAAGAAUGGGAAUCAUGUUGUUGACGUUGAUUCUGUGACUAGUGGCGGUCCUCAAAGUGCUCAGUGGAUGCAUUACCAGCUCCCUUCAGUUCAGCCGCAACAAAAUGUGGUGCCAGUCUUCAUUCCAGGCCAUCACGUGGUCCAGCAACCGGUCCCAAUCAUCACGAGUCCCUUUCUGGAUUCAGCAUUCGGCGAUGCCGCGCAGAUGACUGUUUCGCCCUCCUCCUUGUUGUGCACAUUAUCGGAUACCCCAACCCCGGGGCGCAAAAGAGUUGCCCCAAGAGAUGUGGUGGAGAAGACAGUGGAGAGGAGGCAAAAAAGGAUGAUUAAGAACAGGGAAUCUGCGGCUCGGUCUCGCGCCAGGAAGCAGGCGUAUACACAAGAGUUGGAGAUUAAGGUUUUGCGUCUAGAGGAGGAAAAUGAGAGACUUAGAAGAAAGCUGGAGGCAGAGAAAGUGUUGCCAUCCGCACCGCCGGCUGAGCCGAAGAAUCAACUCCGAAGAACUAGUUCAGCCCCACUUUAACAGUGUACCAUACGUGACUGCUAAGGACGAGAUUACGCCUAACCUCCGUUGUUUCUUUGACUGACUUCAGCAUGUUGAUCUCCUCAAUUAUUUCAAAGCCGAUGCUUCCAUGCUCUGCCGACCGCAGUUCAAACUUCUAGGAUUGUGCAUUUUCUUCCGCCGGUUGUAAUUGUCGUUGGCGUCCUUCUAUGGUGUUUACUCUGUGUACAUUAAUUAUGAUAACCCAGUUUAUGCAGCAUUACAGAUCCCCUUGCUUCUCAUGUCGCUGCUCCAUCGAUCAUUCUUCUCCUUUGUUUAGAGCAGGCUUGUUCAAUGUACUUUGCAUAGGUAACAAAACUGAGCAGAAGAUUGCAAUCUGGAGUAUCUUUUGCAGAUUUUAUGCACAAGAGCCAGAAUGACAAUUCAUGCUGUGUCAUUCGCAUUGUUGUAGAAACAGUGUAUAUCUGAUCUGAGCCGUUACUUUUGUUUUGAAGAUACAUGUCAAGUUUUAUCGGUUUUA